AUGCUAUCCUUUAUUUUCAGCGUCAAAGAACAGCGCGUGUCUCCUGAGAAAAAGCACUGGAUUGAGCAGGAGUUUCUUCAACCUCAACCAGGAGAAAAACGGAAGGAGGAGGAGCAAAAGAAAGUCGAGGAGAAGUUCCCUCCAUUCAUGGACACUCAGAAAGCGAGUACGGAGCCACCGAGGCCUGGAAAAAUCGAAGGUUUCGGCGAGGGAAUUCCUGCGCAACCACCUUCGGACGGUGUUGUUCGGAAGCCGAAGCGCAAAGAAGAGCAACCACCUUCGGAUGGUGUUGUUCGGAAGCCGAAGGGCAAAGAAGAGAAAGAGUCACCAAUUAAAAUGGCUCUGCCGCCAGAACCUAAGGAGACAACCCCCACCAAAGUUCCUCAUUCACCUGCUCGGAAAGAACCAGAGAAGAUGCCGACACCUCCAGCUCCUCCCCCACCAAAGGAGGAAGAGAAAUCGUCUCAUGGAAGGCGAGCACCACGUAAACCAAGACACGAAGAGGUGGCGGAGAUCAGAAAGCCACCUGAGAAAGAACGUCGGAAAAUCAAGCCUGAAGAACCCGCUGAGUUCAAGAAAGAAGUCCUUCCACCAGAACAAUUACCAACUCCUCCCCAACCAUUGGAAGUGCGUAAAGUAUUACCACCCCUUCCACAACCUGUGGAAGUGCAUAAGGAGUUACCAACUCCUCCACAACCAGUGGAAGUGCGUAAAGAAUUACCACCCCCUCCACAACCUGUGGAAUUGCAUAAGGAGUUACCAACUCCUCCACAACCAGUGGAAAUGCGUAAGGAAUUACUACCGCCUCCACAACCAUUGGAAGUGCGUAAGGAGUUUGAGAAGAUCGAGGUUUAUUCGGCACCACAAGUUGAGAAGGUACGCCCGAUUGAACCAGAAAGGGCCCCUACUGUGCUUCCUCCUUCGCCUCCAAGACCACUCAGAAGAAGUCUUGAGGAGAUACAGGUGCCACCGCCAAAGCCGAGAUCUAAGAAAAUGUCACCACCACAAGAGCCUUCGGCAAUGCCGAUACCAGUGCAGUCAAUUCCAGUCGAGCUUCGUACAGCCAGAGAAUAUGAACAACCACCUGCGGAGCCUGGGCCACAGCCGGGUGAACGACUUCGGGUCAAUAUUGACGAAAUAUUACGUCUCGGUGCCAUAAUGGAGCGGCGACACAUGAGCUCUACUAAAAAGGUACUUUGA
Molecule: messenger RNA, 1200 nt
Organism: Cooperia oncophora
Lineage: Eukaryota; Metazoa; Nematoda; Chromadorea; Rhabditida; Trichostrongylidae
Source: the annotation of a GenBank genome assembly